Rhagoletis zephyria (snowberry fruit fly) is the source of this 1398-nucleotide messenger RNA. It is a transcript of the gene YL-1, whose product is annotated as Vacuolar protein sorting-associated protein YL-1. Gene Ontology annotation, cellular component: nucleus. NCBI's taxonomy places the organism in Eukaryota, Metazoa, Arthropoda, Insecta, Diptera, Tephritidae. The record is from RefSeq and is a predicted model, not a curated record.
UUUGUCACUACUAGUGGCAACGCCUUAUGAGAUCAGCUGUGCAUAAACAAAAAGUGCAUUGUACGAUUUUUACAAAAUAGAUAUAUUUUGGUAGAGAUUUUAUUGCGGAUAAUUAGAAGCAAAUCAUUAUUUUUGGUGAUUUAUAAAUAUGGCUGCUGCACGGUCACGCCGCACAAAUGCCGGUACUAAAAUCGCAAAAUUGCUAAAUGAAGAGGAGGAAGAUGAAUUCUAUAAGACAUCCUACGGUGGCUUCCACGAUGAAGAAGAGGAUCAAGAAUAUGUCCAAAAAGAAGAAGAGGAAGAUGUAGUGGAUUCAGAUUUUAGUAUUGACGAAAAUGAUGAACCAAUUUCGGAUACUGAGGAUGCACCAGAAAAGAAGCGAAAGCGCGGAGGUGUUAAUACCAAAGCUUACAAAGAGCCUGCUGUUAAGAAGGAUGUGUCAACAUUACCAAAAAGGAAGGCCUCAAAAAUCGUCAGACGACCUCGCCCCAAGUUUACUAUAAUUGAUUCCGGUCGAAAAUCUAUAAGGGCUUCAACUGCAAUAAAAACACAAGCUACUAAGAUACGCUUGAAGGAAAUGGACGACGCACGUAAGAAAAAGAGGCGCGUCAAAAGGGUAGAGGAAUAUAUGCCAACUCAGGAAGAAUUGCUUGAGGAAGCAAAAAUAACUGAAGAGGAAAAUAUAAAAUCUCUGGAGAAGUUCCAAAAGAUGGAAUUGGAAAAGAAGAAAACGCGCCCCACAAAGCGCAUAUACACAGGUCCAAUGAUACGUUACCAUUCAAUGACAAUGCCAGUAGCACGUAAGCAAACUAGAGGAUCAAAUACGAAUGCUGAUGCCACCGAUUCGUCAGCAAAAUGUGAACGCACGUUCAUAACAUUCGAAAAUGAUCUCAAUGAUAAAGUAUUUCAGUCUGUUUUUAAACCAAAACCGUUGAACAGUAAUUCUGGCUACUUGUGUCCGAUAACCAGAUUACCUGCGCGCUACUUUGAUCCUGUUACUAAGCAGCCAUAUUACAGCAUGCAAGUGUUUAAAAUAUUACGCGAAGCUUAUUAUCUACAGCUGGAGGAACGCGGUAAUACCGAAAAUCCAGAUGUGGCUAAAUGGUUAGAAUGGCGCAAAAUUGUCAAAGAAAAUCGCGCGAAAGCGUCUGCGACCAAAGCAAGCUCAAGCUCAUAAUGCUCCUCAUUUAGUAAGAAAAAUCUGUUUUUAGUCUUGUCUUAUUGGCACAUUUUAAUCGCAAUAGUUUUAUAAUCGUUACAUUACGCAACGAGAAUCUUACCUAUUAGCUACACUAUUUUUUUAAAACAUCGAUUCUAUAUAAAUAUCGUAAGAUUGUACUUAAGAGUACUGUUAACAAAUUACAAAUAUUUUGUAAUGGAAAUUACAUAAACGCAGCC